AUGGCAACAGACUCCGGCACAAAGUUCAAUGUGGCCGUUAUAGGCUAUGGCCUCUCCGCCAAAGUCUUCCACAUUCCUUUCUUCAACCACAUCCCCCAGUUCAACCUCCACACCAUCAUCCAACGCAACCCGGACAAAGGCCCCGACUCGGCGCCCCGCGACUAUCCAACCGUUAAGCACCACACGUCGCCGGAACCGAUGCUUUCCGACCCGGACGUCGACCUAGUCGCCAUCCUCACCCCGCCCGACACGCACCUGGGCCUCGCCACCCGGUGUCUGGAAGCAGGCAAGCACGUCCUGGUCGAGAAACCCUUCGUCCCCUCCGUCGCGGACGCGGACCGGCUCAUCGCCCUCGCGCGCCGCGUCGGCCGUCUGAUCUGCGUGUACCAGAACCGGCGGUGGGACGCCGACUUCCUGGCGCUGCGGUCGCUCCUCGCGGAAGGAAGGCUGGGUCGCGCCGUGGAGCUGGAUACGCAUUUCGACCGGUUCCGGCCGCAGAAACCCGCCGCCGCCUCGUGGAAGGGUUCGUUGCCGAUGGAGCGGGGGGGUGGGAUUUUGUAUGACCUUGGCAGUCACCUUGUUGAUCAGGCGUAUUGUCUUUUUGGGUUGCCCCGGGCUGUGUAUGGGAGGUUGGUCGGGCAGCGCGAGGGGAAGCUCUUUGGGGGGGAGCCGGAUGGGGUGCAUGCCGUGCUGAGCUACGCGGAUGGCACUGUCGUCACGGUACGUGCCGGGUUCAUGAGCGUCGAGGACCCGCAGCCGCGAUUUUGGCUGCGUGGGACAAAAGGUUCACUCCGCAUCUCGGGGCUGGAUCCGCAGGAGGACCAACUCCGGCGCGGUAUGAAGCCUUCGGAUCCCGGGUUCGGUAUCGACGAGGCAUGGAAGCCCCGGCUGCUGCAGGCUGGUGACGACGGGACUACGAUCCGGGAGGUUCCGUUCGAGACCUCGAAGCCGCCAGCUACGUACAUCGAGUUUUUUGAACAGUUGGCGAGGGCGCUCCAGUCGGGGAGGGAGGAGAACAUCCCUGUGAAGGCUACCGAGGCAAGGGAGGUGUUGAGGAUUCUGGAGGCCGUGAGGGAAAGUGCACGUACGGGACGGGAGGUGAGGUUGCAAUAA
This is a messenger RNA of Sodiomyces alkalinus F11, 1113 nucleotides long. Its product is annotated as oxidoreductase family protein. The transcript is spliced from 3 exons. Gene Ontology annotation, molecular function: nucleotide binding. Bases 1 to 1113 code for a protein of 370 amino acids. The record is from RefSeq and is a predicted model, not a curated record. Lineage: Eukaryota; Fungi; Ascomycota; Sordariomycetes; Glomerellales; Plectosphaerellaceae.